AUGCUGGGAGGCCUGGGGAAACUUGCCGCUGAAGGCCUGGCCCACCGCACUGAGAAGGCCACUGAGGAAGCUGUUCAUGCUGUGGAAGGAGUGGUGAAGGAGGUGGUGGAACAUGCCAAGGAGGCUGGAGAGAAAGCUAUUGCUGAAGCCUUCAAGAAGGCCCAGCAAACAGGGGACCAAGUGGUGAAGGAAGUCACUGAGACAGUGACCAAUACAGUCACAAAUGCUGUUACCCAUGCAGCGGAAGGCCUGGGUAAAUUGGGACAGUGAGCACGCCUGCCACUGGCAAACUCUUCCUGAAUCUCAAUAAAAAGAUGUGAAAUGUG
Molecule: messenger RNA, 326 nt
Organism: Pteropus alecto (black flying fox)
Lineage: Eukaryota; Metazoa; Chordata; Mammalia; Chiroptera; Pteropodidae
Gene: FAM25A
Product: family with sequence similarity 25 member A
Exons: 3
Coding region: 1-270 (89 amino acids)
Source: RefSeq, a predicted model, not a curated record